AUGGCGGGCGUGAGGCACGCCGGGGACCACCCCAGCGCCGCCUCCAAGCGGCCACACCGCGACGGGCGCGGCGCGCUGGCGCGCCGCUGGUACGCCGCCCUGCUCUGCGCACUCCCCGGGCUCGCCGAGGCGCCCGUGGCGUGGGCGGUGCGGCUCGCCGAGGCCGCGAGCGCGGCGAGGGUCGACGCAGCGCGCCAGUGGUGCGACGAGCGGCUGGAGGCGAUCCUCUCCUCCGCCCUGGCGGCCGUUCGGGCGGCGCUGGCGCGCGCCCGGGAGCUCGGUGCCUGCGCCCUCGCGCGCACAGCGCGCGCCGUGCCCCGGCGCCUGCUUGAGCGGCUCGCGGGCACCACGUGGGCCGAGGCGCCGGAGGUCGAGCAGGUGCCCGACCUCAACCUCAUCUCGGGUGCUGCCAGGGCCGGUGCUGUUCAACAUCGCCGCCUUCGCGUGCGGUUCCCCGGAGGAGCUGGCGACGCUCACGGCGCAGACCGCGAAGACCCUGGCGGCCGAGCUCGAGCCCACGCGCAACGACCUGUGGAGCGGCCUCUACAGGCAGAGGUGGCCCGCCUUCCACGACUUCCUCCAGCACCAGGGGCCCCAGCAGUGGCGCGAGCUCUACGAGGACACGCUCGCGGGGAGGGUCGAGGUGGUCCUCGAGGUCUUCGACCGCGAGAAGAAGCUGGGCUUCGCGAUGGCCGCCAUGGGGGCCCGCGUCACCUUCGAGGCGGACCGCCGGUGCUACGUGGCCAGGUACAUCAGCGCCGGCGAGGUGCACCCGGAGUACAUCCCGCAGUGGGAGGAUGCACCGCCUCCGCUGCUGCCCGCCCGCGGUGCGCGACGCGCUGCGGCUUGGCCCGCUGUCGCCCGACGUGCCGGGCGACGCCGAGGGCGCGGCGGCGGGCGGCCUGUACCUGGACCGCGUGCUGGAGGGCUUCGAGGGCCUGCAGCCUGGCGUCGGGAUCGAGCUGCAGUGGAAGAUGCAGCAGGGCAGUCCCUUCGGCUGGUGGUACGGCCGCCUGGAGGCCCUGGAGCGCGACAAGGACUCGGGACGGCGUGCUCGCCACCGCCACGGUCACCUUCCUGCACUUCCCCGUCCAGUCCCGCUGGCGCACGCUGCAGGUGCGCCUCGGCGGCGCGCAGAUGCAGCCAUGCUCCUUCGGCGGCUUCACCGGCGGGAUCCGCCCCACGACAGAGGCCGAGCAGAAGCACUGGAUGAACUUCUUCCCGCGCAAGGCCGCGGUGCUCUGA
This is a messenger RNA of Prorocentrum cordatum, 1245 nucleotides long. NCBI's taxonomy places the organism in Eukaryota, Dinophyceae, Prorocentrales, Prorocentraceae. The record is from the annotation of a GenBank genome assembly.